AUGAGUAUGUACGGGAGAGAUCCGUGGGGAGGGCCGCUUGAGAUCAAUGCGGCGGACUCUGCCACCGAUGAUGACCGGAGUAGGAAUUUACAGGACUAUGACAGGGCGGCGCUGUCACGGCCGUUGGAUGAGACUCAGCAAAGCUGGCUGCUGGGCCCUGGGGAGCAGAAGAAGAAGAAAUAUGUAGAUCUGGGGUGUAUUAUUGUGAGCAGGAAAAUUUUUGUUUGGACUGUGGGUGCAAUCUUGGCUGCGGGACUCUUGGCUGGAUUCAUUACUUUGAUCGUCAAGACUGUGCCCCGACACCACCACCACCCGCCUCCCCCGGAUAAUUACACGGUGGCACUUCGCAAGGCGCUCAUGUUCUUCAAUGCCCAGCGCUCUGGAAAGCUUCCGAAGCACAAUAAUGUGUCAUGGAGGGGAAACUCUUGUUUAAAUGAUGGGAAGUCUGAUAGUGCAACUAUAUUUAAGGACCUGGUAGGUGGCUAUUAUGAUGCUGGAGAUGCGAUCAAGUUCAAUUUCCCUCAAUCUUUUGCCAUGACUAUGUUGAGUUGGAGCGUGAUAGAAUACAGUGCAAAGUAUGAAGCUGCUGGGGAGCUUAACCAUAUUAAAGAUAUUAUCAAGUGGGGGACGGAUUACUUCCUCAAGUCUUUCAACUCCACUGCUGAUUCCAUAGAUCAGCUAGUGAUGCAGGUUGGAAAGGGUGGCACUUCGGACGAUUCAGAUCCGAAUGAUCACUACUGUUGGAUGCGCCCAGAAGAUAUUGAUUAUGAUAGGCCAGUUGCUAUAUGUCAUAGUUGCUCGGAUCUUGCUGCGGAGAUGGCUGCUGCUUUGGCUUCGGCAUCCAUUGUUUUCAAGGAUAACAAGGCCUACUCACAAAAGCUCGUCCAUGGUGCCAAAACCCUCUUUAAAUUCUCCAGGGACCAGCGUGGUAGAUACAGUUCCGGUAAUGAAGCUUCAAUUUUCUACAACUCCACCAGCUACUGGGAUGAGUUUGUGUGGGGUGCAUCUUGGCUAUACUAUGCUACUGGAAAUUCUUCCUACCUUCAGCUGGCUACGACUCCUGGUCUUGCCAAGCAUGCUGGUGCAUUUUGGGGAGGCCCGUAUUAUGGCGUAUUAAGUUGGGACAAUAAGCUUGCUGGAGCACAAGUGCUUCUGAGCCGAUUGAGAUUGUUCUUGAAUCCUGGCUACCCUUAUGAGGAAAUUUUGAGAACAUUUCACAACCAGACUGGCAUAUUUAUGUGCUCCUUCCUGCCGGAUUUUACCACAUUUAACAGAACUAAAGGAGGCAUGAUUCAGUUGAACCAUGGAGCACCUCAACCUCUUCAGUAUGUAGUCAAUGCAGCAUUCUUGGCUACGGUGUUCAGUGACUAUCUUGAGGCCGCUGACACACCUGGGUGGUACUGUGGACCCCAUUUCUACCAAACUAGUGUUCUCCGGAAAUUUGCUGAGACCCAGAUAAACUACAUCCUCGGCAAGAAUCCUAGAAAGAUGAGCUAUGUUGUGGGCGUUGGAAAUCACUAUCCAAAACACGUCCACCAUAGAGGUGCAUCCAUACCCAAGAACAAGGUCAAAUAUAACUGCAAGGGAGGAUGGAAAUGGAGGGAUUCAAAAAAGCCAAACCCUAAUACCAUUGUUGGGGCCAUGGUUGCUGGUCCUGAUAGACAUGAUGGAUUCCAUGAUGUUCGUACAAACUACAACUAUACAGAGCCGACCCUUGCAGGAAAUGCUGGUCUAGUUGCUGCACUUGUCGCCCUAUCCGGAGAUAGGACUACAAAAAUUGACAAGAACACGAUAUUCUCUGCAGUACCACCAAUGUUCCCCACACCUCCACCGCCACCAGCUGCUUGGAAACCAUGA
Fraxinus pennsylvanica is the source of this 1857-nucleotide messenger RNA. The record is from the annotation of a GenBank genome assembly. NCBI's taxonomy places the organism in Eukaryota, Viridiplantae, Streptophyta, Magnoliopsida, Lamiales, Oleaceae.